Molecule: messenger RNA, 1624 nt
Organism: Mycena citricolor
Lineage: Eukaryota; Fungi; Basidiomycota; Agaricomycetes; Agaricales; Mycenaceae
Source: the annotation of a GenBank genome assembly
GUCGACCGCUCUGUGAGACAAUCGGAUGGCUCCCCAUCGCAUUGGACGACCAGUUGGAGGGUGAACGAUGGUGAGCAGCUGAUUGGUCGUGACCUCAGCAGCAGCCUCCGCAGGGCUCAGCCAGGCCUCAGCCAAGUUUCUGCUGGCUACCAUCAUUCGAUAUCGGAAACAAUUCCUGCGCCACGCGAUAGCUCCAGCCAGCCGGGACCAAUUCUCUUCAAGGACACAUGAGCGUUGUGCUUUGCAUUUGGGCCUGGGCUUCUACAAUCCAAAUGCGACGCUUUUUUGCGAGGGCCGACGUUUUAAGCAUUGAUUCUGAGAUGACAACGUCCAUCAACUUCCCUUGUAGCGACCACCACCUACAUGGCCUGCCGUGAUAUGCAUUGUCCACCUGAAGAAUAGUACUUCCGGCCUCCGGAGAUCUUCCGGAAUGGCAACGGAGAUGGCGAUUUUCGAAUGCUAUAAAGGAGAAAAUCGCGUAGGCGGACGGUUACGGUCUUCCAUGCGGUUCUCUCUGUCCCUCUUUGCGCUUUUAAGUGCCGCGGCCAGCAGAGUGCAGGCGCUGAGCUACCACGGUGCCGACUUUUCUUCGCUUAUCAAUCUCGAGAACUCGGGCACUCGAUACACGGAUGGAGGGUCGCCAGUAGCCUUCGAGACGAUCCUCAAGAAGCACGGGGCAAAUCUGGCGCGCAUCCGAGUGUGGACCAGUACCACCGAUGCGGGUUACAGCCUGAACUACGGGCUUCGGCUGGCCAAGAGAGCCCAUGCAGCGGGAAUGACUCUAAUGGUCGAUUUGCACUACAGCGAUACUUGGGCGGAUCCCGCCCAUCAGUCGAUUCCUACGGGGUGGCCGACUACUCUGUCCGGGCUGAACACCCAAAUCUACUCCUACACCAAGAAUGUGGUCACCUCCUUUGCGUCCCAGGGCACGCCUAUCACAUUUCUGCAGCUCGGAAAUGAGAUUAACAACGGUCUCCUGUGGCCCGUUGGACAGAUCUCUGCUCACGGAUACUCGCCUGCUUCGCAGCUGCUUCACUCCGCAGCCAGCGGCGCGCGGGCGGCCUCAUCCUCUGUGCGCACGAUGAUUCAUCUCGCCAACGGCUGGGAUGCGUCAGCCAUGUCCUCCUUCUACAAGCAGAUCUUCAUUCCUGGUCAGCUGGUCCCCGCUGACGUCGACUCGAUGGGAUUCUCUUUCUACCCGCUCUAUGGCCCUGGUGCGACGUUUUCCGCACUGAAGACAUCACUUCAAGGGCUGGUAAACAGCUACAGCAAGGACGUGAUGGUGGUCGAAACCAACUGGCCAGCAGCUUGCUCUGGAGUGAAGCUCAGUGAGCCGAUUGCCGUCUCUGCUGCCGGCCAGGAGACCUGGGUCAAGGACACUCGCACCAUCCUCCAGGGCAUCUCUGGAUCUCAUGGAAUCGGUCUCAUAUACUGGGAGCCCGGCUGGGUCGGAAAUGCCGCCCUUGGCUCUGGUUGCUCGGACAACCUGCUCGUCGCCUAUCCUGGAGCGACGCGCAGCUCGAUCAACAUGUUCGCUAAUGACAUGUAGGGUCACAUACCACAUUACAUACCCUAUCUAUAUAAUACAACUAGUAAUCGCGAGCGGGAAUGAAACUUGCAAUUC